CGCCGUGGUCCCCGCGAUCUCUCUCACCUUCGCCGCAGCCCCGACCCCCUCCCCUCAGCCCGCCCGUUCUCGGCGUGUCUCCCGCCCCCGCCAUGCCGAACAUCGUGCUGUUCAGCGGCAGCUCCCACCACGACCUGUCCCAGCGGGUGGCGGACCGCCUCGGGCUGGAGCUGGGCAAGGUGGUCACCAAGAAGUUCAGCAACCAGGAGACCAGUGUAGAGAUUGGUGAAAGUGUGAGAGGAGAAGAUGUAUAUAUCAUCCAGAGUGGCUGUGGAGAAAUAAAUGACAACUUAAUGGAACUGCUCAUCAUGAUCAAUGCUUGCAAGAUUGCAUCAUCCUCCAGAGUGACUGCCGUAAUUCCAUGUUUUCCAUAUGCCAGGCAAGAUAAGAAGGACAAGAAGGGGUCCGUGGAGCGUUGGAGUCGUGCUCCAAUCUCUGCAAAACUUGUUGCCAACAUGCUGUCAGUUGCAGGGGCUGACCACAUCAUCACCAUGGACUUGCAUGCUUCUCAGAUCCAGGGUUUCUUUGACAUUCCAGUAGAUAACUUGUAUGCAGAACCUGCAGUGCUGCAGUGGAUUAAAGAGAACAUUUUGGAGUGGAAAAACUGUAUCAUAGUCUCACCUGAUGCAGGUGGUGCAAAAAGGGUUACUUCAAUUGCUGACAGACUGAAUGUGGAAUUUGCUCUCAUUCAUAAGGAAAGAAAGAAGGCAAAUGAAGUGGACAGAAUGGUCUUGGUUGGUGACGUGAAAGACAGAGUAGCAAUUCUUGUCGAUGAUAUGGCUGACACAUGUGGCACAAUAUGUCAUGCAGCAGACAAGUUAGUAUCUGCUGGAGCUACUAAAGUUUAUGCCAUUCUUACUCAUGGCAUCUUUUCUGGUCCUGCUAUUUCUCGGAUUAAUAAUGCAUCGUUUGAGGCUGUUGUGGUAACUAACACAAUCCCCCAAGAAGAGAAAAUGAAACACUGCCCCAAAAUUCAGUUUAUUGACAUUUCCAUGAUCCUGGCUGAGGCAAUUCGAAGAACGCACAAUGGUGAAUCCGUGUCUUACCUGUUCAGUCACGUCCCCUUGUAACUGCAGGAGAUUACACUGCAUCUUUGAAAAGGUCCCUUCAGCUAGCACUGUUGUUCUUAACAAUGCAUGUCAACCACAAGAAAUUAGUAUCUUUGUAGAAUUCCAGAGCUUGUAUGUUUAAUUAUUAUAUUUGUCUUGUAAUUACCAUUUGUUCUUUGUAAAUGGGCAAUCAAUCUCUGACUUGCAGAAACUUUAUGAAUUCCCUUGAAAGACUGGAAGUCUUGUGUAUUACGUAACUUCUUUUAUGUGCCCGUCCCCACUUUCUGCUCAAUUGCUCCUUUGAAUCAGUUUUUCUAUACAGAACUGCAAACUGUCCAUAGAACUUUUAAUAGGAUGUAUGCAUGUAAGAUCAUUUUCUGUGUUAAGCUAAAUGUUGCAGGCUUGGGUAUCUUGUAUCUGUCAGGCAAGCAGCAGUUGGCUUUUGUUUUAUGCUUAACUACCAUUAAUAGUAUUUUGUAAGCCCUAACAGAAUGUAAAGUUCAUGUUAAUUUUGAGGAACUGUUGACACAUCCAUAGUUUCAACUGUGUUUCAUACACUUCACGUUCUUCUUUCCACAAGAUGUAUGUGGCUGCUGUUUUCUUUUGUAAAGCUCCCAUUACAUUAAAUCGUUUGCUUAACAUCUAUUCUGUGCAGUUACUGUCUUCAGCUGUAAGAUUAAUGUUUCAGUAUUCCUGGGAUGAUUCAUUUUAUGUGUUUCACUAAUAAGGACCAAUCUUUAAUGAUGAGCAGUUUGCUUUAAAUUCCAUUUUUUCCCUGUAGUUUUUGACAUUCCUUGAUUGUGAUCAUACGAAUCAUUUCAUAGCAGUGUUCCUGUUAAUAUUGUAAAGCUUCACUAUGCAAAGUCUAAACAGCAUAUUUAAACACUUGUAUUUAUGGAAGCUGGUCUAUACCCACAUUUACUUUUUUAAAAAAGUAUCUGAAAAUACUUUUUUUCCCAAACUGCACAGUCAAUAGAGCUUCAGGUUGCUAUUACAAAGUACCACAGUACUUUACUGUGCAGCCAGUGAACUCUGGUAGACUGAUUAGUGCUGAAUAUUUUAACAUUAGAGAAUUAAAAUCAUUGUGAAAACAGUUUCGCCUCUUGUAUGCUGAGAAACCUGAUGGUUAAGUAGUAGUAAUGCAGUCAGUAGUAGCUUCUGGGUGGAAAAAAACCCAAAUCUAAUACUGUAAUUUUAGGUCUUUGAAUCCUUCUAUGGAGUGUUUUCAGUCUUCCUGCUGAAAGGAGGAGUAUGUGUGUGUUAAGAUAGCAUCCCUGCACCUAGAUCAUGGGAAAGCUGUUUCCUACCUGAAAUUGCAGUUGUUAAUUACAAAAGCAUUUGCCAUGCUUGAAAGAUGCUUCUUUACUGUGGAUCUGCAUAAAAAAUAGCACUAUUUCAUCCUAUCUUGCUUAUUCUGGGUUAUAUUAAUAAUGAUAAAAUGUUAUAUUAUAAAAUGGAUUUUUUUCUAUUCCAUUUAAGACAGACUUCAGCCAGACUACUCUUUUGGUUACUCUGAGAAGGAAUCUAUUUUGUCUUUAUGUGUGGGUUUCUUUUUUCUAUAUGAAAAUGAGUAAAACAGAAUUUCACCUGCACUGCUUUCAGCAAUGAAUCCAGAAAUGGGGUACAUAGGACAUUGAGAACUAGUGGCUGAACUGAAUUCUUAUCACAGUGGAAUUCUUUAUUACAGUUGAAUUUUCAAAAAUAUUACAUAAAUUAAUUUACAUUAUUUUUUUAUUCGGUAAAGCAAUUUUUAAAAUGCAACAUUAUUGAGCCUUUUGUUUUGAAAUAUUAUUUUGCAUUAGGUUGUUAACCCCGAGUCUGUGGCCACAUAAUUAUGCCAAAGUUUAGACCUUAUUACUACACAAGAUAUACAAUUAAUUUAAUGCAUGGUGUCAGUUCAGUUCUAUAGAUCAGAUCUUUGUUACAAACAAUAUGCUGAAUUUUUUGCCUUUACUGUGCACAAGUAUUGUAAAUAAAACUUAAA
This is a messenger RNA of Phalacrocorax carbo (great cormorant), 3033 nucleotides long. Lineage: Eukaryota; Metazoa; Chordata; Aves; Suliformes; Phalacrocoracidae. The record is from RefSeq and is a predicted model, not a curated record.